This is a messenger RNA of Mytilinidion resinicola, 1539 nucleotides long. Its product is annotated as cytochrome P450. The record is from RefSeq and is a predicted model, not a curated record. Lineage: Eukaryota; Fungi; Ascomycota; Dothideomycetes; Mytilinidiales; Mytilinidiaceae. Bases 367 to 1386 code for a protein of 339 amino acids. The transcript is spliced from 3 exons. Gene Ontology annotation, molecular function: monooxygenase activity; oxidoreductase activity, acting on paired donors, with incorporation or reduction of molecular oxygen; iron ion binding.
AGAUUUCCAGGCCCCAAGCUAGCGGCUAUCAGCCGAUUGCCUUUCUUCCUAGCGUCGUAUAAUGGAGAAAUCCAUACCUGGGUAUCAGCUCAACACGCGAAAUACGGCAAAGUCGUCCGAAUCACUCCAACAGACCUAAGCUAUAUCGAUGGUCAGGCUUGGAAAGACAUAUACGGCCAUCGGAUAGGUACGGCAGGGAACAUACCAAAAAACCCCAAAUUCUACGGCACUGCCCCGAACGGAACACCCUCAAUGGUCAAUGGAAUAGAUGAUCCAGCCCAUUCCCGUAUUCGUAAAGUCUUUGCGAACGCAUUCUCCGACAAGGCGCUCAAGGAACAAGAAAAACUUUUCAAAACAUAUGUCGACAUGCUGAUCGGCAUACUGAGGCAGGGCACCAAGAAAGAUCCGAGUACGGCUUUCAACAUGGUGAACCUAUACAACUUCACAACAUUUGAUAUCAUGGGCAAACUUACAUUCGGUGAGGCUCUGCAGCUCCUCGAAAAGAACGAGUAUAAUCCCUGGGUGGCCGUCAUUUUCCAAAGUGUCAAGGAAAAUUCCCGGCAAAGAGCGAUGCGAAAUUUCCCCUUCUUCGUCGCUUUGGAACCUUACCUCUCCGACAAAGCGAUAAAUAAGAAACGCCUUGCUCAUUUCAACUAUUCGUCCGAUCGCGUGGAUCGUCGACUGGCUGUCGAGACCGAUCAACCCGAUAUUUGGAACCUAGUCAUGCGGCAAAAAGAGAGACAUGGCCUGAGCCUCGAAGAAAUGCACGCGAAUGCAUCAUUGUUCAUGCUUGCCGGCACCGAAACGACAGCAACGCUGUUGAGCGGACUCACUUUCCAUCUCUUGAAAAAUCCAGACAAGCUGGCAAAGCUUACCACAGAGAUUAGAACUACGUUUGCCACUGAAGAGGACAUCACCAUUGAGACUCUUGCUCGGCUGAAGUACCUCCAUGGCUGCCUCGAAGAAGGUCUUAGAAUGUAUCCACCCGUCCCAGUUGGGUUUCCACGAAAGGUUCCAGCUGAGGGCGCUACAGUUUGCGGAGACUUCAUUCCGGGCGGAACAUCGAUAUGCAUGAGUCAGUGGGCAGCGUACGAAUCGGAGCUCAACUUCGCCGCACCGAAAGCAUUCAUCCCCGAGCGAUGGUUAGACGAUGAACGCUUCGCAGGAGACGAGAAAUUCGUGCUACAGCCCUUCUCAUAUGGACCAAGAAAUUGUCUAGGCAAGAAUCUGGCGUAUCAUGAGAUGCGACUUAUAUUGGCCACAGUGCUUUGGCAUUUCGAUCUCAAACUCUGCCCGGAAAGCGCGGAUUGGGCAGACCAGAAGGUCUAUACGCUAUGGGAUAAGCCGCCACUUAUGUGCACGCUUAGCCCCGUAAGGGCGGUCUGAUGGUGUUGAUAUCCGUUGUCGAUGCGUGGAUUGGGGAUGCCGAUUAGUCUUAGCAUUCAGACAGGGUAGCAGAAUGAAGAUAGCCUCAUAUUGAGAACGUUGAUGACAUGAAAUGAGGAAGUAGCACAGUAUGAUAUCCUCUCAGACGAAAAA